GUCGACUCUAAAGCGAUUGCUUAUGUAAGUACCAUAGCGAAAUGGACCAGUUACUGUUGGAUGCGAAACGCCUAGCAUGUCGUCUUCGUGAGCAUAAUGGCUCAGCAGAUGCACUCAUUAGUCAAGCAAACGGUCUCCACUGUAAAUUAGAUGCUAUGAAGCAGUAUCAAGACAUAGUCAGUGACCUAAAUGAAGUGGCAAAUCGCAGGCCACGCAGCACACUUAUCUUAGGCAGUCAAGAAGAGAAUGCUCGUAUACGAGAAUUGCAACAAGAAAAUAUUGAGCUUCAAACAUCAGUAGCAGAAUAUCAGUCAGCUUUGGAACUUAUCAUGGCAAAGUACAGGGACCAGGUCUCUCAACUUAUCAAAGCAAAUAGACUCGAUGCCAGCUGCAUGAAACUGAACAAUUACAAGGAGUUACAGGCCAAGACAGAGCAAAUCUGUGAAAUGGCUGCUGUUAUGGCACAAGCAAUCUACAUCGAUGAUGAGGCUAUUCAACAGGAGCAAGAAAAAAUGGCUUCUAUUGAGUCAGAAAAUAGAGGCCUGAGAGAAUUGUUAAAGAUUAGUGGAAUACCAUAUCCUGAAGCAACAACAAGUGAAGAGAAAGCUUCACCCAACUGCCAGCCAGAUAGUCAGGAAACCUCUGAAGAUUGACUUAUUUCUUAUUGUAUUGUUGGCCAUGAUCUAGGCUUUCAAGUGUUUUAAAAACUUAUUCAGACUUGAAAACACAGUUGAACGUGUAAUAUACAGACUGUGAGAGACAGGACACGAACUGGCUGUUUGUUGCCCUCGGUGUGGUAUGUCCACACAAAAUACCCAGGCACUUGUUAAGGGCAAAAAAAGGAAGUUGUUUUAAGUUUGAAAUUAUUGAAAAUUAAUGAGAGGUGCUAUGUACUGAAAAUAAAUGAGUACCAAACUUAAGAUUUCUGUUUGUAGUAUGUAGUAUAAGACUUGUUUCAAACCUCAAACCUCAGACCAAACAAUCUCUGUAAUGGAGUGAAAUCUUUUUUCCUUGGAGUAAGUGGUGGUGGAUAAUUUUUUCCAUCUUCGUUUAUGAUUUUAUCCUAAAGGUUGAAUAAUAUAAUGAUUCCUGCAAUUUAUCAGAAAGGUAGCCUUGGAGAUUUUAUUUUUUCAUUUUCUUAUUUGACUUCAUUCUAGAGGUUGAAUAAUCAUUCCCACAGUUUAUCACAUACAGUUCUAUUUCAGGCUAAGUAUUUCAAAAUAGACUUAAUUAAAGAACACAAAUAGUGUGUUUUAGUCCCAGUCCCAAGUUCUGACCUCUCCAUAGUUGUGAUGAUAUUUAUUGACCAUGCCAUGGUAACUGGGAAAGUAUAGUUUCUGAGCAAGGGUUGAACUUUGGACUAGGGUUUUAGUGUUGACAUUUCUAUUAGAUUGGCACUGCACCAAAUGUUAUGGCUAGCCAGGCAGCUUCCAUGCACCCGAUGUAAACUAAAUAAAAGUCUAACAAGCGGA
Stylophora pistillata is the source of this 1472-nucleotide messenger RNA. Its product is annotated as FGFR1 oncogene partner 2 homolog. The record is from RefSeq and is a predicted model, not a curated record. Lineage: Eukaryota; Metazoa; Cnidaria; Anthozoa; Scleractinia; Pocilloporidae.